UUGAAGACCAUAUUUCGGACAACAGGCUCAGGAAGUAUUCGAGAGCUAAGGAAGUUCUGGGUCGCCGGGAGCUUGGAGGAAGUAAUUUGUCUGCUUACGCCUUCUUUUCUUUUACCAUGGCAGAUCCUGUAGCGGUUCCGCAACGACAAGACGAAUCCUUCCUUCCAGCCCCGUUCAACACCACAGACCCGCCGCCGCAACUCGUAGCCCAAGGCGCCGAAGCCUUACUCUAUCGCACACACUUCCUCUCUCCCUCGACGCCCGCUGCACUAAAGGCUCGUCCGAGCAAACCCUACAGACAUCCAACUCUCGAUGCCCGACUCACGAAGCAGCGCGUGCUCGCUGAAGCGAGGGUCUUGGUCAAAUUGGCCGGGCUGGCGAGCGAUCCCGCAAACGAGAUCAAUGUCCCUGCUGUCCUGAGCCUCGAAUGGGAUGCCGCGAGGAAGGUAAAGGGACUGAGCGACGAGCAACGAGGUGCACGAAGCGGCGGAGCGGGUGCUUGGCUGCUGAUGGAGUGGAUCGAAGGGCGGAGUGUUAAGGACUUGUUGCGUCAAUGGGAUGAGUGGUAUAAGAAGAAUGCUGAUGUGCCAGCGGAAGAGAUUGCGCGUCAAGAGGACGAAGUGAAGAGACUGCUACGCAGGAUCGGGCGGGCCAUUGGAAACAUGCAUGACAAAGGCGGAGUGGUCCACGGUGAUCUCACGAGCAGCAAUAUCAUCAUUCGCCCAAAGAGCGGCGAGGUGAAUGGGUCGUCGAGCGCCGUCACUAAUGGCGACUUGAAAGAAAAGGAAGAACAAGACGGUCCAACCGCACCGGACUUGAACGGCGAGAUUGUUUUAAUUGACUUUGGACUCGCUACACAGUCGAUACAAGACGAAGAUCGAGCCGUGGAUUUGUACGUUCUCGAACGGGCAUUUGGAUCCACCCAUCCCAGACAAGAGGACUGGUUCGACGCUGAGGUGCUACAGAGUCAAGAUGGGUAUAGAGGAAGUUACAAGGGGUCAAAUGUCGUCCUAAAGAGGCUUGAGGAAGUCAGAUUGAGAGGCAGAAAGAGAAGUAUGAUCGGUUGAAAACAUCUUCGACGUUCUUCAUCGCACCAACGCCAUGCUAAAACAUAUCCAAAAUGCCCCCGCCACAGGUUUAUGAGAUCUCCACCGGCUUCUCCUCGAUGCAGCUGCCCAGCUGAGCAACCGCGAAAUAUCCUUUGUUUUCGAUCACACCACGGUUCUUGACCACAGCGGUAUAUUUGACCACCCACUGUGGCUCAAUAUCGCCUUUCAGGCCAGGCUCUUCAGGACCAGCGUCUGGAUGUGGAGCAAUGAUUCCAGCUCCAUCUUUGCCCGGACCUAGCAACUCCCUCGUCGUCCCAGGCGGCAGGAUGUCCAUGCAAUCAGCAUGGGUGAGCAGCUCAAUCUUAUUCUCCUUGGCAUACAUGAUCAGCGAUUUGGGCACAACACAACAGUCCUUGACAUUGAUCUGGUCCACUGUCGGCCGCACUUUGACCUCGGGCAAGAAUUUGCUUAGGCGCUCUGAGCUAAAUUCCGAGACGCCCAGCUGCGAUAUAACGUCUUUGUUAUGCAAGGAUUCCAGGACCUGCCAUGUCUUCAAUUGGGCGUCCAGACCCUCAGACUCGUCACUACCGGCGCUUUCAUCUUCGUCCGCUGAGACCUCCUCUUCAUCAUCGGCAUCGAAUGUUACACCAGGGAAACUGACAAUCAAAAGGUCGAUGUUUUCGAUGCCCAACUCUUUGAGAACUAAAUCGAUUGCAUCUCGGGUGUGUCUACAACGCCUCGAGCUCGGAAUACCUGGAAGAAAAAAGAGCUUGACAGUCACAUCGUACGAGUCUCGAGGCUCAGAGAGAGGCGUCGGUCGCCAGGACGGCACAUAGAGAGUGUCAUCUUCUUGAGUUGUCCAUUGUCUAUAGUUGAGUGGUUGGGAAUCUGCGCUAGCCGAACAAUGGUGCUGGAAAGAGGCAAAGUUUGCGCGCAAGGAGUUUAUGAGUUCGACGUUAGAUUUGGAAAACAGCGGCCGUCGGACAAUGGACUGUCCAGAGGACAUUAUAUUCCUGCGACCAUGGAAUUAGCCUAGAGAAGCGCCAGUCAAGCGAAACCCGUACGAGGUAGAGAGGAUCAACUUCAUCUUGCU
Molecule: messenger RNA, 2142 nt
Organism: Exophiala xenobiotica
Lineage: Eukaryota; Fungi; Ascomycota; Eurotiomycetes; Chaetothyriales; Herpotrichiellaceae
Exons: 1
Coding region: 117-1067 (316 amino acids)
Biological process (GO): protein phosphorylation
Cellular component (GO): EKC/KEOPS complex; cytosol; nucleus
Molecular function (GO): protein serine/threonine kinase activity; ATP binding
Source: RefSeq, a predicted model, not a curated record